Melampsora larici-populina 98AG31 is the source of this 459-nucleotide messenger RNA. RefSeq lists its product as uncharacterized. The coding region runs from base 1 to 459 and encodes 152 amino acids. NCBI's taxonomy places the organism in Eukaryota, Fungi, Basidiomycota, Pucciniomycetes, Pucciniales, Melampsoraceae. The transcript has 3 exons. The record is from RefSeq and is a predicted model, not a curated record.
AUGAUGGACGUUGGCGAAAAGCUUCAAGCAAGCCAAAUAAACUUGAUUGAAGAUCAAGAAGAAAUUCCAACUUUCACUGGGAUCUUUGAGCCCCGAUUUGAUGACAAUUAUACGGAAGAUGAUGGUCAACACAACAACCGUCCUCGUCGUGCGCCUACACCUAAUACAUUUGAAGACAUCACCCCAAUCAGCCCUCAUGCGAGCCAGAAUCCCACAGCCGAGCCGGCUUCUGCCAUUAGUACAUCUGCCAUUAGUACAAUUAAAAAACCGGCUCGAUACCUAUCCAAUACUCAUCCAGCUCGUCGAACCAAGAAAUCCUCAAAUGCCAGCAGAGUGAAUGCUCUAACUGACCAGGAGCGAGCUCUUGAUUCGAGCUCUGAUGACGAUGCGGUGACGACUACAACUGCGGUGACCCAAGUGCCCUCUGGCCGUGCUUUGUACCAAUCCAUUACUUAUUGA